Molecule: messenger RNA, 3403 nt
Organism: Periconia digitata
Lineage: Eukaryota; Fungi; Ascomycota; Dothideomycetes; Pleosporales; Periconiaceae
Source: the annotation of a GenBank genome assembly
GUCAGUCUACCAGGGAUCGGAUAAGUUGUAUGAUCCUGAUGUGAUGGUCAUAAACUCGCACAAUACACCUCAUUCAUCCGUAGAUACCAAUGCCACGACUUCAAGACAUGAUAUUGGUGUUGAAGAAAUGAUACAGCAUAGCAUGAUGAUAAAACGUAAAAACAAUGAAACUCGUGAAAGGCUUCUUAACAUGACCCAGGAACGGGAAAAUGACGUUGAACUUUCACACUCCAAUGUAAAAGAAGAACUGCGUGAUACGGAGACAGACGGCGUAUCUGUUCCCGGUGAUCAUGAAAUGAUACCUUCUGGGUCCAAUACUCCACUCGACCCACUGAAAACAGAACGAAGAUCUCCAGGAGCUGGGGCUAAAGAUGGAGAAAUCCAUCCGUCUCUUCCACCAAUUGAAAACACGAUAUCCCCCGAGAAACAUGAUGGAGGUUGGACAUGGGGCACUACUAGACCAUCGAUAUACAUUCGUGACGGUCAACAUGAUCGCGCAGCCCCCGAAACUAACGCUCGUGCCUUCAAAAAUGCAGAACAGCAGCAUGCUGAGAGAGAGAUACAAAGAGAACAGAAUCGCCGCCGGGAUCAUCUGUCUGAGGAAGAAAAUCAGGUACGACUUGUAGACGAUCAGAACGAGAGUAGACACGAGCAAAGCAAAGAGGCUAUCACACACCAGCCAGCGGCAGUAUCAGAACCUAAAAAUCCCAAGGAAUCCGAGCAACUGAAUGAGGUUAUUGAAAAAGAUGAACAACCGCUUUUCGAAGGGUUCCUAAGUGAUCAUGAUAUAGAUUUCGAACAAUUUGACCAUGAGGACUAUAUACCACCAGGAAUGGUUGAAGAGCUUGGCCUGACGGACUUUUCCCCCGAGGACUGGCUGCGAUCGACAAUGGUUGACGAGACUGGUCUGGAGCACUAUUCCCCCAAGGAGGUGACGCGUGAUGAACGGCCAACAAGUGGUAACAAUUCUGACUUGCACCACCGCCGUUCUGCGCAAAUGCUGGUUAGCCGCAGUUCAUCUGAGACACGCUUUCCAGCCUCACAAGCGUCGGCAUCGAACUUCGUCCGAUCUAGGGCUUCUUCCACUUCCUCGUUUGGGAUUUCGGCACCAGGUAUCAUGGCAAGCCAUGGUGAGGGCCCACAGCGUUUCCAGGAGAUAGACGUCGAUAGCGACUCUGGAAUAUCAAGCUACGCAGCUUCUGUUCUUUCUGUACAGUCAUUGGCUUCCUCAGCCACCGACAUAUCGAAAGGAAGCGGCUACUCUCCACAUCAAAUUGCAACCGCAACCAAAGAGCUUGUCACAAUUUUCCAAGAAGACACCUUUCUUGUAUCGCUGUACAAAAGCGCCAUCAACGACAGCAGCAUUGGCCCAGAAAAGCUACAGCGGAAUUUGAGAAGGCUGUUCAAGCAAUUUGCAGAGCACUUGAAAGGCGAAGCGAAGGAUAGUCUUGAGUACUUGGCCUCCCGGUUGGUCUCACUGAAAGCCCGCUUCCUUGCCCAAUCUAUUGUGCAGGAGUUCAGUGGUCGUAUUGCGUCUCCAGCGAAGGAUCUUGAGGCGGACCACGAGAGCUCGGAAGACGAAGAAGAAGAGCAGUCGUCUACUGUGGAUGAUGCAGCAUUUGAUGACUUGGUUGUUUUCCGAGAGUUUCUCGUCGGAAGCGAUGCUUUCAGUACACUGCGAGCACAAAUCCAGAAUUUUGCUGUACCCAAAACUGCGCAAGCGCAGAGAAAAUUUUUGAUCGGCACCAAAUCACUGCCCGAGACAGCAGCUCCAGAUGUCGAAGAUGAAGUACAGAGGAUAAGGGAUUUGCUUGCUACGAGGGAUUCCGUCCAGCCGGGAAUGCAGAUCGAUUGGGGCAUGAUUGGACGGAGCCGCAAGAACACUGAGCACGUUCUGCAAGCAGCCAAAGCAAGUCUUGAAAACUACCAGUCAAAUAACCGCCUGCCACCAAAGGAAUCAAACCAUAGACAAGCGACCCGAACUACAGACUCGUUUGUUCUACCAUCUAUCAUAGUCGCAGUCAUCUUUGGCAUACAAGAAGAUGUCUUUGGGUUCGAAAAACAUCCAGUCUCGUUUGUACUGGCCACAUUCGCUCUGUUCAUUUUAGCUGGGAUAUCACGUGUGCUGACGUUUUGGUUUUGGACUUACGUAUUGGAACGAGCAUAUGGCCAGAAAUUACAACCAUCGAAUCCACUGGUGUCGAAACAAUAUGAUGCGGUGGGUAUCUUUUCGUCGAACCCAUCAGAUGACAGCCCAGCAGUGGGCAGAGAUAGAAUCUGGAACAAACUAAGCACGAAAAUUGGUUCGUGGCAGGCAAAAUUGAAGAACGUGUCAUCGAAACACUUUCAUGCUCUGCUAAUCGCUUUUGGGUGUUUUGAGUCAGCUCUGGAGCCUGGCAAAGUCAGGCUGAGAUGGCGAUGUGGAUGUGGAGAUAGCUUCAUAGGAGAUUUCACUGAGCAUCAAGCCAGUGGUAUUUCGAACAUGGCCACCCAUAUGGAACGGUUAACGGGGGCAAAGGUCACUUCUAUAACUUCACACUCGGAGAAUACUGCGCCGAAAACCACUGGUCAGCAUCCUGGCCUGUGGCUGCGCAAUGCCAUGGAGAGCCUUGGAAGUUUGGUGAACAAGCGGUCCAAACAACGUACGCUGCCACAGCACACACCUAACACGGCCGUCGGGACCUCCACACCUGGCCAUGGCUCGCAGCAGGGCCAGAUGCUACAUCUCCUCAGUUGUUUACACGCCGGACGCUUUCGUAAAACCCUAGCGCAAGACCGCAUCGAGUCAUUCAAAACAGACCGCCAGCUCUUCUACUUCAUCCGCGACCAAUACCGUGUCCACCGAGGCCGCAUCAAAGGCUUGCUGUCACUGAAAACGGUAAAGGGUAUAUACUUCACCAAAUUCCGCCUUCCCAUGGGUGGCAGCGUAGAGCUUCGUGCCCACAACCCAUGCUGCAUCCAGCCCCACGUAUGCGAAUGUCUUCCUCCCCCUUCUCGCGUGGAGCCUUCCAAGGAUGCAGAGUAUCGCUGUGAACCGGUGCCGUCAUCUGUUUGGCCGCCGAUCGAUCCACAUUACCUGUCCCAUCUUUUCAAGGACCCGACGUGCAUCAACGAGAAUGAUACCUGGAUCCUGGACCAGCUGCCCAAACGCACUCGCGGUGAACUUCAGGGGAAAGUAGGGAAACCCGCAGAUGGUUGGGGUAUCUAUUACGAAGAAGGUUGGGAUAGGGAUAUAAUUACUUUAGUGGUGGUUUUGCUGUUCAUUGUAUCAAGCUUGGUGUUUGGUGUAACGUGGAGCUAUUUCAAGAUGGAUGUUCAGGGUGCUUUUGGAGUUAGUUCUUACAUGAUGGCUUCGUGUGCGGCGAUGAUCAGUUUCGUAGCGAUGAAGAUGGACAAAGCGUAA